UCCAUUCCGGUUUCCUGUCUGCCAGCAGGCAGCCAAAAUGUUGGCCAUCCUAUCUGUGCUGCUUUUAUACCUUUUUAACCCCGUUUUUGGUGUUUGGUAUCAGAAUGUCUACUGCAGCAUAUCAGAAAGCUGUGAGUGCGACUUUAAGCCACAUAUCAGAGAUCUGGAGUGGGACCUUUACAAGAAUGUUUAUGGACAACAUCUGGCUCAGGACAUAGUGUCAGAGGAGGUGGCGAAGUUCCUUCAGAAUAAAAGCCCCGAGCGGCCCCUGGUGCUGUCUUUCCAUGGCUCCUCUGGGACGGGGAAGACCAUGGUCAGCUCCAUGCUGGGAAAUCAUCUGUACAGCUCUGCGAUGAGCAGCCCGUACGUCCAUCAGUUUGUUCCCACGCUGCACUUCCCCUUACCUGACCGAGUCAAGGAAUACAGGGAGGAGUUGAAGAGUUGGGUGCAGGGGAACCUGACGGAGUGUGCUCGCUCCGUCUUCUUUUUUGACGAGAUGGAGAAGAUGCCUCCAGGUCUCAUCGAUGUUUUGGAGCCUUUCCUUGGUCCCUCCCACGUUGUGUUUCGCACGAACUACCGGAAGGCCAUCUACGUCUUCAUCGGGACCAGCGGAGAGGAGGUGAUUAACAGAGUGGCUUUAGAGAACCGGCAGGCGGGGCAGGAGAGGGAGGACAUCCAGCUGGACCACCUGCAGGAAGCCAUCGCACAGGCGGUCUACAACAGCACAACAAGCGGCUUCUUCCAGUCCAGCGUGAUCCAGCAGAAGCUCAUCACCAGCUUCGUCCCCUUCCUGCCGCUGAGCCGACGCCACGUGGAGCGCUGCGUCCGCUCGCAGCUCUGCCAGCGGGGCAGCUGCGGCCGCACGGACGUGGUGGAGGCAGUAGGGGGCGACAUGCUCUACACCCCCGCCCAGGGACAGUACUUCUCCACCACCGGCUGUAAGGCAGUCCCCGCCAAAAUCAACCUCUUUCUGUGAGCCAAGGUGCAAUCUGAUUGUUGAUUUCUAAGGAGCGAAAGGCUUUGAGGUGAGUCAGUGAAGAAGAACAGAGUCUGUCCCUCACAUGGAGGUCAGAGCAGCGUCUCCGGAGCAGCAUCGAGGAGUCCUCCUGCACAGGGGAAUUUAAAUCACAGCUUCCUGUAUUCAAAGCAUGCUAAGGUUCCUAGAAAGCGUCGUUGGUACACGUCAAACUCUGAACAUUAUUCAGUGUCAAAACCAGGAUUUCUGCCACGCUCUACCUCAAACAAUUCCUUUAAUUGAUGAACUCUAAAGGUGGUCCAGGUUUCAGCUGCAGUUGGGUUAACAUCAGUUAUGUCUUAAAGACUAUUUAUUCAGUAUUUAUUUAACUUUUACCAAUGCCCUCCUUUCACUUUUAUACAGAGCACACAUUUCACUCCCACUUCCCCUGCAGGAUCCCCCCACAGCAGCUGGAGACUAAGUGCCUUCUGGGAGUUUUACUAAAAUGGAUCAAAAGGCUCAGAAAACGGUUGUUAAAUUAAAAACUUCUGAAUGUU
This is a messenger RNA of Trematomus bernacchii (emerald rockcod), 1512 nucleotides long. It is a transcript of the gene tor2a, whose product is annotated as torsin family 2, member A. The record is from RefSeq and is a predicted model, not a curated record. The transcript is spliced from 5 exons. NCBI's taxonomy places the organism in Eukaryota, Metazoa, Chordata, Actinopteri, Perciformes, Nototheniidae. The coding region runs from base 38 to 976 and encodes 312 amino acids. Gene Ontology annotation, cellular component: nuclear envelope; endoplasmic reticulum lumen. Gene Ontology annotation, molecular function: ATP hydrolysis activity; ATP binding.